Molecule: messenger RNA, 6574 nt
Organism: Mesoplodon densirostris (Blainville's beaked whale)
Lineage: Eukaryota; Metazoa; Chordata; Mammalia; Artiodactyla; Ziphiidae
Gene: TBC1D24
Product: TBC1 domain family member 24
Exons: 10
Coding region: 586-2247 (553 amino acids)
Source: RefSeq, a predicted model, not a curated record
CUCAGUUAGCUGAGGAGAAAGCGGCGCGGCGCGGCGCGGCGCGGCGCGGCGCCGGGAGGUGGGUUCUCGGCCAGCGCGGCGGGCAGAGAUGUCCCUGAGCCAGUGCCAAGCCAGCGGAGCCCAAGGAGCAGUAAUGACGAGAGGCCCUCAGGACUUCUGAGCUGCCCUGAAUUGCAGGUUAGGCCCAAAGCUAAGGACAGAAAACACAAAGUUCCUUCCUACAUUCUAAAUUCAGGGAGCUGUGAGCGGCUGGGGCCAGCCUCCUCCCACAGGGCUGAUGGAGAGGUGCCACCCCGGAGCCAGCCCUGCCCCCACCCUCUUCUUCUGCAGUGAACUUGAGACUGGGGGGGGCGGUGCUUAAGAUAAAUGUUCUUGAUGCAAGCAGAACCAGAAUGAUCUGGUCAUUUACCAAAACUCACGGAAGCAAACCUUGUGAUAACUCCGGACAGGGUACCAUCCCAGGUGGAAAGGAUAUGGGAUGGCAAACAGGUUAGCAGAGAAGCCUCAGACAGAGCGCUGGUGGAUUUAGCUGCUCUUUGCCCCCUCCUAGCAGCCCUGGGCCUCCUCCUGGGCACGCCCUGCGCUAUGGACUCCCCAGGCUACAACUGCUUUGUGGACAGAGAUAAGAUGGACGCCACCAUCCAGGACCUGGGGCCCAAGGAGCUGAGCUGCACCGAGCUGCAGGAGCUGAAGCAGCUGGCACGCCAGGGCUACUGGGCCCGCAGCUACACCCUGCGGGGGAAGGUGUACCAGCGCCUGAUCCGGGACAUCCCCUGCCGCACGGUCACACCAGAUGCCAGCGUGUACAGUGACAUCGUCGGCAAGAUAGUGGGCAAGCACAGCAGUGGCAGCCUGCCCUUGCCCGAGUUUGUGGACAACACGCAGGUGCCCAGCUACUGCCUGAACAGACGGGGCGAGGGUGCCGUGCGUAAGAUCCUGCUGUGCAUCGCCAACCAGUUCCCUGAUGUCUCCUUCUGCCCCGCGCUGCCUGCGGUCGUGGCCCUGCUGCUCCACUACAGCAUCGACGAGGCCGAGUGCUUCGAAAAGGCCUGCCGCAUCCUGGCCUGCAACGACCCCAGCAAGAAGCUAAUCGACCAGAGCUUCCUGGCCUUUGAGUCUUCCUGCAUGACGUUCGGGGACCUGGUGAACAAGUACUGCCAGGCAGCCCACAAGCUGAUGGUGGCCAUUUCAGAGGACGUCCUGCAGGUCUAUGCGGACUGGCAGCGCUGGCUGUUUGGGGAGCUGCCCCUCAACUACUUUGCUCGCGUCUUUGACGUCUUCCUGGUGGAAGGUUACAAGGUGUUGUACCGCGUGGCGCUGGCAAUCCUCAAAUUCUUCCACAAGGUGAGAGCUGGGCAGCCGCUGGAGUCAGACAAUGUGAAGCAGGACAUCCGCACCUUUGUCAAGGACAUCGCCAAGACUGUGUCUCCCGAGAAGCUGCUGGAGAAAGCGUUUGCCAUCCGCCUCUUUUCUCGGAAGGAGAUUCAGCUCCUGCAGAUGGCCAAUGAGAAAGCUCUGAAGCAGAAGGGCAUCACCGUCAAGCAGAAGAGGCAGUUUGUGCACCUGGCUGUUCACGCGGAGAACUUCCACUCAGAGAUCGUCGGCGUGAAGGAGAUGAGAGACAUCUGGUCAUGGGUCCCUGAGAGGUUUGCCCUCUGCCAGCCCCUCCUGCUCUUCUCUUCACUGCAGCACGGGUACAGCCUGACCAGGUUCUAUUUCCAGUGUGAAGGACAUGAGCCCACCCUCCUGCUCAUCAAGACCACGCAAAAGGAGGUGUGUGGAGCUUACCUGUCAACAGACUGGAGUGAGAGAAACAAGUCUGGAGGCAAGCUGGGCUUCUUUGGGACCGGAGAAUGCUUUGUGUUUAGGCUGCAGCCCGAGGUCCAGCGCUACGAGUGGGUGGUCAUCAAACACCCGGAGCUGACCAAGCCUGUGUCCUUGGAGUCUACCACCAUUCUGUCCUUGCCCUGCCACUCUGUGUCCUCAGACCCUGCUGACCGCCUCUCGCCGUUCCUGGCUGCUCGACACUUCAACCUGCCCUCCAAGACGGAGUCCUUGUUCAUGGCCGGGGGCAACGACUGCCUCAUCAUAGGUGGAGGUGGCGGCCAGGCACUCUACAUUGACGGGGACCUGAACCGGGGCCGCACGGGCCACUGCGACACUUUCAACAACCAGCCGCUCUGCUCUGAGAACUUCCUCAUUGCUGCCGUGGAGGCCUGGGGCUUCCAAGACCCUGACACCCAGUGACAGGCAUGAUCUAACGGUGACCGAGCUGCUGUUGUAGGGUGGGGUGGUGGCUGGGCCCCUUCUUCAGGGAGGAGGCAGUGAAUGAAGACCGCCCCCGCACCCCCCACGUGCGUGGGCACCAUCAGGAUGCAGCUGGGCUCUGGUGCUGGGCUGGGCAGUGGUACCAGGACCUCAGCUGGCCAGGCCUGUCCCUCCUGGCCCUUCUCAGACCUGCCCAUACUUGCUACUGUCUCCACCUCGGACUCAGGCCCUGGCUGUCCUCUGUGCAGGCAUCCUGUGCCCAAGACUGGAGGGGUUAAGUCUUGCAGCCCCUGAGCCUUGGUUCUGUGGGGUGAGAGGGGUGGGGGAGAUGAGACUGGAAAGGCAGAGGGAGCCUGCCCCUCGAGUGUGGGUCCAUGGCACCCCCUGCUGGUGCCUCUGAGCAUGGUUCCCAAGCAGACCCUGCGGCCUCCUGCCGGGCCUGCUGCUGAUGGUUCCCUAGGGGUGUGUCGGUCUUGGGAAGACAACAGGCAUCCUGGGGACUAUUCCUUAGCAGGAGCAUCUGCCUGAAACUUCUGACUCAGUUACCUCCUCCCCAUACUGGCCUUCUGGGGGUGCCUCUCAGACAGGAACAGCAGGGUGAAGGCAGGGAGGGCAGGCUGUGUGCAGGGCUCUGGGCCCCUCCCGAGGGAGGGCCGAGGGCCAGUAGGAUGAAGGGCUGCAGGGGACAGUACGUGUCCUUGUGUUUCCACAGAGCCUGAUGCUUCUGCUGGGCCUCAGUGUGUAGUCACACCUAAAGAGGCCGCCCAGGGAGGGGCCCUCCGUGACUGACCCCAAGCCAGCCAACAUUUCCAGGGGCCUGCCUGGAGAAGCCUGGACCCCUGGAACCUUUUUCAGCCUUCCUCCUCUCCAGCUCGGGCCCUCCUUAGCUCCACUGCAGUCCUUGUGGCGGUCCCAUUUCACUGCAGUGACGUGGCCCAGGAUCCUGUCCAGAUCCCUCAGCACAGCAUGCUGGCCUCAUCCAGCCCUACCCACCUCACCUUCAUUGUGCUCCAUACGCCCUCCCCAGCUCCCUGCCCCCGAGGCACCUUCUUGACGCACCCCUCUGCAUGGCACGAGUUCUCCCUCUGCGUCUCUCAGGGCUGUGUGAGCCCUGCAGGGAGUGGCCUUCCCACCCCAUGACCUCCCUCAGCUGGUCCUGAGGGCCUGGGCACACCCCUGAGGAAAGAGAGGACAAGUGGACACCCAAGGGGCUGUGCCGAGGCCAUGGCAGCCUGGGCCACAGAUGCCAGGGGGUCCUGCCUCUCCAUGUCCCCACAAGCCACGUCUCUGUCCUCCACAUCUUGCUUGCUCUUCCUGUGGGGUGCUCAUCCUCCCCUGCCCACCUACUCAGAUCCCCCCUGAGCCAGGCCAAAGUGAUACAGAAGGAAGGACCGGGAACCCUGUGUGGCUUUGGGCAAGCUGGUGAACCUGUCUGGAACUUAGUUUCCCCAACUGUAAAAUGGGGCCAGUCAUCCUGCUGUGCUGUCCCCACAGGUCUGCUGAGAGGCUCUGAGGGGCCAGUGUGAAUCCCUGUAGAAGGGAGAGGUGUUGGGAGGUGGUGUCACAGCUUACCCCCGCAACCAGACCCUGCAGUCCUCGCUGCCCGCUGUCCUCGAGCCCCCGCAGCCCUCACCUGUACUUUGGUGUUCAUUAAACACGGUCUCGUGACAUGAACUCCAGGGAUCCCGAGUCUGGUUUCUUCAAUUAGGGGGACCUCCCGGGGCUACCCGCCCCUGGGCAUGCCACCGAACAGGGUGCAGCCUCCUGCUUGUCAGUGUUCUAUCAUGGGAACAUUGAAGGCCUUUUAAAAGCACAGCCUUUCAGAAGCAGCUGAAGGCAUACCUGAGCACUAUUUGCAUGGCCUCCUCUGUAAACUUCCUGAACUGCGGUGUUCUUUUCCUGGUGAGUAAGUCCAGAGGGUUCUCUGUGGCUGCCCCAAGGGCCCCCAGAGGUCUGGCCCAGGGAGGGUGACUGCUGAUUAGUCACGAUUUCUGUAUCAUGAGAUCUUCAUGUGUGCAUGCAAAAUAUUCAGUUUCUUUGAAUUUCACAUCUCCCUAACUUUUCUGCCCAACUAAAAGGUAUGUGGUUAUUUUAAUUUUUUUCUUAUUAUUGUCCUUAUUAUCUGAUAUUUGGUGUUAAUAUUCUCUAUUAUUUCUUCCUGAUUAUUACUAGCAUUUUAUGUUAAAAAUUAGCCAAAAUUUUAUGGAUUUGCAUAAUGAAUUAUUUGUUUUUCUAGAAAUAUUUGAAAAUUUAUUUUAAAAACAAAAAAUUAGGGACUUCCCUGCCUGGUGGCACAGUGGUUCAGAAUCCACCUGCCAAGGCAGGGGACAUGGGUUCGAUCCCUGGUCCGGGAAGAUCCCACAUGCCGUGGAGCAACUAAGCCCCUGUGCCUGCUACUAUAGAGCUGAGCCUGCACUAUAGCGCUGCAAGCCACAACUACUGAGCCCGCGAGCCACAACUACUGAAGCCUGCGCGCCUAGGGCCCAUGCUCCGCAACAAGAGAAGCCACCACAAUGAGAAGCCUGUGCACUGCAACGAAGAGUAACCCCUGCUCACCGCAACUGCAAAAAGCCCACGCGCAGCAACAAAGACCCAACGCAGCCAAAAAUUAAUUAAUUUUUUAAAAAUUUAAAAAUAAAAACAAAAAAUUGAACAUAGAUUAAACCAGUUCAUUAUCAAAGUGGACUAUAUGCAUUUAAGGCUUUAGAAAAUCAGUUUUUUAAAAAAAUUUGUAAUACAAGAGUAAGUCAUUUGUAUUUUAUGAGUUUUUCAGUUUUAAUUAUUGAAUUAAAGUAAGUAUUUCAAUUUUUCCUAUUUUUAUAAGUUCCAUGCUUAUUAUUUUUUUCAGGUUUUCAGGGCAACUUGUUUUAGAAAAUUCUGAAGAUUUCACAAGGCCUUCAAAUUUCUUUUAUCUAUUUCCUGAAGCCACAGAGCCUUUAUAACAGUCUCCUUACAUAUUUUAUGUUUAGUAGAUUCAGUUUUUGUCACUUUAUUUUGAAAUAAUUUUAGAUUUACAGAAGAGUUUCACGGAUGGUAUAGAGCUCCCACAACCCCUCCCCACCGUCCCCCAGUGUUAAUAGUGCAUGUUUAUCAAACCUAAGAAAUGACCAUUAGUACAAUGCUGGAAACUAAAACUACAGUCUGUAUUCAGAGUCCCUCAGUUUUUCCGUAGUUGUUUUUGUUCCAGGAAUAGAUUUAAUUUUUAUAACUUUACUUCCCCACAUUUUAAUUAAAUCCUGAAUGUCAUUAAGUUCACAUGACUAACACCGGUCAAAAAAAAAUUGCCAUAAUUAGGCCAUACAGUGACUGUGUCAAAUAUAUAUUCCUAUAUCUCAGCGGUCCUCCGCCAACUGUUGUGUUUGCACGGAGAAGUUGCCAAAUGAGGCAGGAGUGCCGGGCACACCUCACAGGUGCUUCACCCUACGAUGUCAAGUUAGGCAGAAAGAAAAGUGUUUGCAUGUUUAAAAAUAACCUGUUGUAAAAAAAAAAAAGAAUUUAUGAUCUUCGUUAUAUACAUGUCAGACUGUGCUUGAAGUUAGGUGCAGUGUCGUGUGACUCAUGUCUGGAGCUGAAAUGCCUCCUAUGUGUGCAGACCCACUCAUUUCACCCGACCGCGUGGAAGUUAUCAACACCGCACUUGGCGACCAAGGAAGCAAAGUCAGUGGACACACUGUCACACAGACACUGACCCAUGAUGUGACAUGGGACACACCAACUAACAAAAGCUUCCGCCUUAGACCGCUAAAGCCCAGGUGUGGCUGCUCAGUUAGGUUCCCCAUUAGAUGCGCCCCUGGUUGCAGGGAGCCUGCAGGUCUGAUCUUGUCCAGUGAUAUGGUCGGUAACAUGGUGAAGCUAGCUCAAUCCAAGCUAUCCCCGCCCCUGUUUUUAUUUUCACACAAAGAUACAGGAGCAAACCCCUGUUCUAUUUCACCCUGAAGUGCGUUGACUGGCAAAGGACACGUUUUGUCAAAAGUUUACAAGCUAAAGAUCGAAGAGAAGAGCUGUGUGAAUAAUUUUACCUUCUUGUUCUUGUCUAGGAUGGUUAUUGGCUGAAAAAUGGAUUACUGGACUGACACUUUAGAGCAUUUAAAUGAAUGUAAAAAAAAUAUUUUGAGGACCUUUUGGAAAUACGUGUAGUGAGCGAAUGUGUAACUUUGAAGCAAAAUCUAAUUCUGGAAAAAUAAGUGAUUUAGUGAUAUGUUUGGUCAGUGUUAAUUUUGAGUCCUAAAUAAAAUGAAUGAGAACAAAUGGAUCAACAUCACUGUGAAGUAUUUGAUGUGAAAAUGUUUCAGUGGGAUGGGAAUUC